GAUUAGAGAAAAUCUCUUCUACAUCACACCGGGAUCUCUCACUCUCUUCCUCGGCCACCACAACACCGGUGCAGCGCAAUCGAUCAUCGUUAAGAAAUGGGUUGGCUACUGACUCUCGCCAUCCUCUUCUUCGCCACCGCCGUCUCCGCCGCUGUAUCUCGAUCGAAUUCUCCGCAUCUCCAUUCGAUUGCAUUCGUCAAUAACACGAGCAGUAGAGGCAACACCAUGAUCUUGCCCCUGUUUCUCAAGCAGCGCAACAGCCACCGCCUCAAUGAGGACUUUUUCUCCCCCCGCCAUCUCCACUCGCGCACCACUCCCAACGCUCGCAUGCCUCUCCAUGACGAUCUCCUCCGCAACGGGUAUUAUACGACUCGGCUGUGGAUCGGGACGCCGCCGCAGAUGUUCGCUCUCAUAGUUGAUACUGGCAGUACUGUUACUUAUGUUCCUUGCUCGACUUGUAAACAGUGUGGAAUGCAUCAGGAUCCGAGGUUCCAACCGGAUUUGUCAAGCACCUACAAACCUCUAAAGUGCAACACUCAUUGCACUUGUGAUGCUGAUACAGAACAAUGUAUUUAUGAAAGGCAAUAUGCUGAAAUGAGUUCUAGCAGUGGGGUCUUGGGAGUAGACAUAAUUUCAUUUGGCAAUCUAAGUGAUCUGGAACCGCAACGAGCUACUUUUGGAUGUGAGAAUAUGGAAACAGGGGAUCUUUACAGCCAACAUGCAGAUGGAAUAAUGGGUUUAGGUCGUGGAGAUAUUAGUAUCAUGGAUCAGCUUGUUGAAAAAGGUGUAAUCAAUGAUUCAUUUUCGUUGUGCUAUGGUGGAAUGGAUGUGGGUGGUGGUUCAAUGGUUCUUGGAGAAAUUUUCCCCCCUAGUGAAAUGGUGUUUACACAUUCCGACCCUCUUCGCAGUCCAUAUUACAAUAUCGAGCUGAAUGAGAUUCGUGUUGCUGGGAAAAAGCUGCCCCUGAAUUCCAAUGUUUUUGAUGGCCAACAUGGAACUAUUCUGGAUAGUGGCACAACCUAUGCUUAUCUUCCAGAUGCGGCAUUUGAGGCCUUUAAAGCAGCUCUUCUCAAGGAAACCCAGUCCCUCAAAAGAAUACAAGGUCCUGACCCUAACUACAAUGAUAUCUGCUUCUUCUCAAGUGCCGGAAGUGAUGUAGCACAACUAUCAAAAGCUUUUCCGUCCGUUGAAAUGGUAUUUGGCAAUGGACAAAAGCUGUUGUUGGACCCUGAAAAUUACUUGUUCAGGCACUCAAAGGUGCAUGGUGCAUACUGUCUUGGGAUCUUCCAGAAUGGAAAGGAUUCAACCACUCUUUUGGGAGCUAUAAUUUUCCAGAAUACACUUGUGACAUAUGACCGCGAACAUGAAAAGGUUGGUUUCUGGAAAACCAAUUGCUCCGAGUUAUGGGAGAGAAUGCACUUAUCGCCUGCCUCGUCGUCAACCGCAGGCAUGGCUCCUAAGCUUGCCCCAACCGGACUCCCUCAACCCGAAACUUCAGGGGACGUGUUAUCCGUGCCACAACUCGUAUCAGUACUCGUACUAGUUACGUCACUUUUGUAAUACAUUAUUUCCCGCUCACCAAGAAUUGAUUUAUGAGACAAUGACAUAUUACACAAUGUAAUUAUCAAAAUUUUAGAUUAACAAUCAUCAUCACAUUUAUUAUUUAUGUAACCAAUUCUAAUAGGCCAGAUUUGAGUUGUAGUCUCGCCCUAGAUCAAGUGAUUUAUUUUCUUAUUUUUUGUGAGGACUUAAAUGAAAUAUAUUGGAUGGUCAUUUUCAUAGAGGAUUAUCUUGAGAAA
Salvia miltiorrhiza (redroot sage) is the source of this 1799-nucleotide messenger RNA. RefSeq names its product aspartic proteinase 36-like. Bases 97 to 1560 code for a protein of 487 amino acids. The record is from RefSeq and is a predicted model, not a curated record. Gene Ontology annotation, molecular function: aspartic-type endopeptidase activity. Gene Ontology annotation, biological process: proteolysis. NCBI's taxonomy places the organism in Eukaryota, Viridiplantae, Streptophyta, Magnoliopsida, Lamiales, Lamiaceae. The transcript is spliced from 9 exons.